Dermacentor silvarum is the source of this 3046-nucleotide messenger RNA. Its product is annotated as multidrug resistance protein MdtG. The record is from RefSeq and is a predicted model, not a curated record. The transcript has 14 exons. The coding region runs from base 950 to 2605 and encodes 551 amino acids. Gene Ontology annotation, biological process: transmembrane transport. Gene Ontology annotation, molecular function: transmembrane transporter activity. NCBI's taxonomy places the organism in Eukaryota, Metazoa, Arthropoda, Arachnida, Ixodida, Ixodidae.
AUACAAAAAGGAAAGGCUGUGCUGUCGAAAGGUGGUGCAGGACAUUUUCAUUUUGCGGCUCUUACCUCGUCUCACUCCAUUGCAGACGCCGUUGUAUUCACGCGGCGCCUCUGCUGUCCAUUGAGUGGGAAUGCGGAGGAAAUGGGAGACGGGGAGGAAUGCAGAAAGACACCUCACAUUGGUCUUUAAUCAAGAGCUUCAUUGGAAUGCCUGUAUUUCUACGCUACACGUGACGCGCAAACGGUCACAGGCCCCAACACUGUUUACACACUGUACAGACGUCAUCAGCGGUAGUAACUUCGUUUCGGUGAGUGGCCUUUGACAACAUUUACAGCGCUUUCUCGUGAUAACCACGGGCGCUAUCGGUGAAUGACGUGCAUGCGCAAUGAAGGCUGAGCUUGGCUAAUCACAUGCGCAAAUUUUCACGCUACUAACGUCAUAUAUGCUAACUUUCGCCAAAGCUUACUCUCGCAAGUAACAUCCUCGAGCGCUGCUACUACGCGUAGCAGCUGGGAGAAGCGUGUAGCCGUGCGGGAAACGCAUUAUGCCAGAUGCGCUAGCGAUGACUAAAGCGGGCCGCCAAAGUCAACAGAAAGCGAACGAGCCAUCAGGACCUAAGAUGACCAUUCCUUCGAAGCGUUUACAAGCCGCUUAUCUGCCUCGUGCCAAGUGCGGCGUCGUUUCACGAUGACGUUUGUGCGAGUAAGAAAAGCGCACCGUCAAGGUGCUCCGCACUGAGAAGUACAAACGUCGAGCUAUAGCGAGAACGCGUGCGAAAACGAUCCUCUGACGAGGCACCACCUGGCCGCACUUGGAUGGCAGCGCAGCUUUCAACCAACCAGUGAAAAUCCCCGCCAGCGUGAUUCAUCUGAGCAAGACGGUGACCUCCUCGCAGACCACAGAUCGGCAGAUACCGACCUGGUUGUGACGCGCUGACCAGAAAGGGGAGAUGGCGGCGUCGCUAACGACGAGGAACGGUUUUUCCGGCAGCUUCAGCGGAAAUGGCGCCGGCGACGCCUCUACCAACGGAACUGCCUUCGUCAACAGGGCGUUCGAAUCGUACGAGCGCUCUGCUAACGGCGGCACCGAUGUCGCCAAGACGGUGCACCCCAGCUACGGGUCGGCCAUCUGGAAAGAUGACUCCGAGGCCGCGAAAUCGAACAGCAAGGAGAAAGCGCCGGUGGGCUGCUGGGAAAAGUGCAAGCGGGACGCCUGGUUACUGCCUCUGGUGCACAGCGAGUUCUGGAUCUCAGCCGCCUUCUCGCUCAUUCAGCCCUUCUACCCAAUUCUGGCUUCUUCAAGAGGCAUAGAAGCGUGGAAGUAUGGAUUUGUGUUUUCCCUUUUCAAAGUAUUUAUGUUAAUUGGAUCCAUCACCGCAGAAAAAAUGAUUACCAGAAUCACACCCACAGCCUGUUAUCUGUUCGGGCAAGGAGGGUUCUUCAUUUUCACCAUACUAUUCGGUUGCCUCUACUGGUCCCCCGGAGGCAACGUCCUGCUGGGCCUGUCCAUGGCAUGCGUCGUUCUCGGAGGCAUCACCAACACAUUCUACCUUGUCAGCAUGUUCGCUGUCUUCACGACGCGCUUCCCGAAAUACAGAGGAGCUAUAAUUGCGUUCCUAGAAUUCCUCUGGGGAUCUGGCAAUAUGGUGGGAUCGGCUAUUGGUGGCGCUCUGAUUGACGCAUGGGCCUACCCGCUUCCGUUCUUCGUGUUGGGAGCCAUUACAAUGCUGUCAUUUCCAGUAAUCGUCAAAUUUAGUUCAAAACUCAACCAGUACUCAGGAGAUGAAGAGAGCGAUGACGUACCAGGAAAAUGCGGCCAGAAUAGGAGCUACUACUGGCUUCUCAUCGACCCCGUGUUUCUCAUCGACAUGGUGACACUCAUGAUGAGCUGGGUCAUUCUAGGAUUCAACGAGCCUACACUGGAACCCAGCCUAGAGGAUUUCAACCUCACUGGUACAAUCUUGGGCAGUGUGUACACGGUCCAGUUUGCCAGUUAUUCUUUGGGAGGCUUCAUUGCCGGCGCCUUCUCUCACUAUAAGUUGGAGGCUUUCUACGCCAUGGUGGGCCAGCUGUUUACCAUAGUGGCAUAUCUUGUAAUAGGACCUGCACCAUUCCUGCCUGUUUCUCGGACGCUAGCACUCGUUUAUAUUUCGCAAGUUUUCACCGGCCUGGGAAUGUCAGCGCAGUUUGUCUGCGGAUACUGCCAUGGACUGAGACGUGCUGUACAACGUGGAUACCCCGACAAUCUACGCACAAACGGUUUUCUUUCAAGUACAGUGCUCACAUUUGCAGUAUUCGGGGCAAUGGUGACGCCCCCAAUCGCCGGCUACGUCGUCGAGUUGUACGGCUACAGGAAAGGCACCAUGCUCAUGUUCGGAAUUCUGCUUACAUGGGCGCCUGCCACCGUAGCUCUCUGGCUACACUCCGUCUUCGGUGCGAAGGAAGCAAUCAUAACGUCGAAAACUCCCUCGGGUCCACUUGAAUCAAGCAGGAACGUCGACGACUGGCAUAUGAGUUGCCUCAUAGUUCCAUUCGUUGUACACAUUUUAUUCAUUUGUUUCAUCUGUAUUAAUAAAUUACUCUUGCAUCAACAGACUAGUUCAUAAAAUACUGCGCCAAAAAGCAAUCAAUAAAGCUUUUUGUAUAUAUACUACUUGAUAAUCAUUAUACUAGAAAAAUGGUGACUUUAACGCUACAGUGUCGUCACUGGUCUCGAAAAGUGAGUGUUUGCUCUUACUCGGAGAAGCCUUGAGACAUUUCGGAUGUUAUGUUGGAUUGUGAAUGCGCACGUAAGAGGAGUGAAGUUAUAGCUUUAUAGCGUUUUUAUAUAUUUGCUUUCACUGGCCUUUGUUUCAAUUAUAACUCAUUCGUCGCAAAAAUAAUGUGACGUAUCUGUUUUUCCCAUUUAAACCGAACACGCUGAAUUGAUAGUCACAGAUCUGUGACUAUAAACCGUUGUAAACUUAUAAUGUCGAUAAGGAGAAGAGUUUAAGAUCUCUAAAUUUCAUGCUUUUGUGCCGCUCGAAAUAAACGCAACUGCAUCUUGG